Molecule: messenger RNA, 768 nt
Organism: Alternaria viburni
Lineage: Eukaryota; Fungi; Ascomycota; Dothideomycetes; Pleosporales; Pleosporaceae
Exons: 2
Coding region: 1-768 (255 amino acids)
Source: RefSeq, a predicted model, not a curated record
AUGGCUCAGUCCACUGUCAGCAGGAGCGACCGCGAGAACCACUUUCGUUUCCUGGAUCUACCAGCAGAGUUGCGCAAUUGUAUCUAUGAGUUCGCUGCUGAGACCGAAGCCGACCAACCUCGCUGCGUACUGCCGUGUCUUGCGCUUGCGCAGACAUGUCAACAGCUGCGUACUGAGUACCGGCCCGUCUGCAUGAAGCGAGAGAUCAUCAUUGACUGGAAGGCGGUCACCGGUUACCUGCACCAUUUCUUUCCGAACGUUGACGGCAAGGUCGUGAAUGCUGAGCUUGUACCGAAAGGCAUAACAGUUGUGACUCCGUGGCGCGGACAAGAGGAAGGGGACGGAUCUAAACUCGACUUGCUACCGAUCAUCAAGGUCGGGCUCUGCCGACCAGAUUUCACCUGUCGCUUCGUCCAUGACAAAACUAUCAUGAAGCUUGUGCUUGAAGACGGAAAAUACCACCCGGAUGAGUUCGCGGAAUUUGUCAAUGAAGACUCUGGUUCCCUAGGGAAUGUGGUGUGCAAUCGGAACGAAAAGUGGCUGCUCGAAAUCGCGACUGGUGUUAUCAAGAGAAUCAUCCUUUCCAACAUCGGCGUCUACGGUGCUCCUCAGGCUGAGUUCUACAUGAACUACUCGCUGUUUAGCCCUGAGUCGGACGAGGACUCGGAAUACUCAUUCACAGAGCUAUACUUUAAGAGCGUUGGACUUUUCGAGGCUUGGACAUGGGAUGACUUCCCAGCUUUCCCUUCGCUGGAAUUUGAGCCUUGA